AUGUAUUUGAUCGUUAUUCAAUGCUUUACGCCAGUUAUACAUCAACACUUUAUAUGUUAUUGCCUGAACGGUGGGAAUAUCGAUACUACAAAACGCACUGUUGUGAUCGAGGAGUGGCUCAACUCCCAUACACACACUGUUCUGAUCGAGGAGUGGCUCAACUUCCAUACACACACUGUUCUGAUCGAGGAGUGGCUCAACUCCCAUACACACACUGUUCUAAUUGAGGAGUGGCUCAACUUCCAUACACACACUGUUCUGAUCGAGGAGUGGCUCAACUCCCAUACACACACUGUUCUAAUUGAGGAAUGGCUCAACUUCCAUACACACACUGUUCUGAUCGAGGAGUGGCUCAACUCCCAUACACACACUGUUCUAAUUGAGGAGUGGCUCCACUCCCGUACACACACUGUUGUAAUUGAGGAGUGGCUCCACUCCCGUACACAAACUGUUCUAAUUGAGGAGUGGCUCAACUCCCAUACACACACUGUUCUAAUUGAGGAGUGGCUCAACUCCCGUACACACACUGUUCUAAUUGAGGAGUGGCUCCACUCCCGUACACACACUGUUCUAAUUGAGGAGUGGCUCCACUUCCGUACACACACGGUUUUAAUUGAGGAGUGGCUCCACUCCCGUACACAAACUGUUCUAAUUGAGGAGUGGCUCCACUCCCAUACACACACUGUUCUAAUUGAGGAGUGGCUCAACUCCCGUACACACACUGUUCUAAUUGAGGAGUGGCUCCACUCCCGUACACAAACUGUUCUAAUUGAGGAGUGGCUCAACUCCCAUACACACACUGUUCUAAUUGAGGAGUGGCUCAACUCCCAUACACACACUGUUCUAAUUGAGGAGUGGCUCAACUCCCGUACACACACUGUUCUAAUUGAGGAGUGGCUCCACUCCCGUACACACACUGUUCUAAUUGAGGAAUGGCUCCACUUCCGUACACACACUGUUUUAAUUGAGGAGUGGCUCCACUCCCGUACACACACUGUUCUAAUUGAGGAGUGGCUCCACUCCCGUACGAACUUUUCUGAUUAA
This is a messenger RNA of Ylistrum balloti, 1044 nucleotides long. RefSeq names its product pol-RFamide neuropeptides-like. Lineage: Eukaryota; Metazoa; Mollusca; Bivalvia; Pectinida; Pectinidae. The transcript has a single exon. The record is from RefSeq and is a predicted model, not a curated record. Bases 1 to 1044 code for a protein of 347 amino acids.